AUGGCGCGAUUUCCUUUCUCGACACCAUGGACGGCGGCGUUUAUUUCCUCUCUUGCAAUCAUCAAUACAAUAAUACCCUCAGCGCGAGCCGCCGAACUAGAGACCAUACAAGGGCUCAACACGAAGGGCGAGCAGCACACACUUCUGGUGGAUCGCUACCCAGCUUUAUAUACUGGCGACUUUGGUGAUUGCAUGGGAGGGCAGAGCUUGAUCAAUCUCACAUCUUUCGAUGCUGCUUAUUAUGCUGAUAAUAUGACCGUUCUGUUCAAUCUGGCUGGAACCACUAAUUUGAGGAAUGAGUCGUUAAUGUUGCAUAUUUCUGUUGAAGCCUAUGGAGAAGAUCGAUUCAACCUGUUGUGGAACCCGUGUAAUGCAAACUUUGCCAGUCUCUGCCCAUUGAACAGCAGUGUUCCUAUCGUCGGCCGCGCAAGUAUCCCAGUAUCCGGAUCCGAUGUUUCCAAUAUUCCUAGCAUCGCAUUGGCAAUUCCCGAUUUCGAGGGGUCAGCAGUACUCCGGGUGUUUUCCAAUGCUACAGAAACACAGAUCGCCUGUUUCAAGGCCGUGAUGAGGAAUGGUGCUAGCUUCUCCCAUCCAACCGCUGUUGGAUCGGUCCUGGGGAUUUUCACCGUCGUGGCCGUCGUGGCCUCAUUUGCAACCGCUAUCUAUGGCGUCAGCGUGCCUGAAAUCCGGACUCAUUAUUCCCACUCGCUUUCCGUCCUUGUCAUCUUCGAAGUGUUCCAAUCCAUAUUCUUCUCUGGUGCAUUGUCGCUCAAUUGGCCCAGCGCCCUUACCGCAUUCUGGAGCAAUUUUGCCUGGUCCGCCGGCCAAAUUUAUACCGAUUCUAUUACUAAUACGCUCAAUUCCUUCACAGGAGUUACUGGGAAUGGAAGUCAAGUGGGUGGAGCUGGAUCGACGCCUCUGAAUACCAACGGCGGCCUUCAGCAACAGAUUUAUGGCCGUUCAUUAGAUUAUCUUCCAGGGUUGCUACUUGAUAGAAGAAGUGAGGAGAUAGCAAGCAAGCUCUACAAGAGGGCUGCCAGCAACGAGACUCACGAUGCUCGUAUGUAUGCUUGGGCUGGUCUCCCUGUUUCUCCGGGGCUUCCAGUUCCAGGAAAUUGGUCUGGAUUUGCCGGGGAACUCGCUAUGAUGGGCAUUCCAGCUGCGAAUGCUUUUAUGACAGGUCUCAUAUGGUUGUUGAUCCUUAUUGUCAUCCUUGUUGGGGCCACGGCAGCCUUAAAGUGGACACUUGAGGCUUUCAGUGCCAUAAAAUGGAUCAAGAAUGAUCGACUGGCGUUGUUCCGGAGCCAUUGGCUUAAUUUCAUUGGCCUUAUUGUUCUCCGGACCAUGUUCAUCGCUUUCUUCAUGAUGACAACCUUGUCACUUUACCAGUUCUCCUAUGGAGGGAAAGCCGGCCCCAUCGCGAUCGCCGUAGUCGUCUUCGUGGCAUUCUUCGCCGGUAUUCUCGGCGUUGCUUUCUACGCGUGCUUCUAUAGAGUCAAGUUUGGCAGCUACGAAUCCUCGCCAGACCGGAUUCACUUCCAACAAAAGAAGAUUUUGGGUUUCAUUCCAUGGUACACAACUGUCCGAGAAAGCAAAAUGGAGGAAUCCGACAAGCCAAAGUCCGGAGCAUCUAUUUCGUUCUUCAAAUUAGACUUUGUCGGUAACGAUCCCGAAAACCAAGGCAUUCAUGAUAAUAUCGAUUACACCAAGCACUUCGGAUGGCUGUCGGCUCGAUACCGUCGCACCAGAUGGUGGUUCUUUGCAUUCUGGGUCGUUUAUCAGUUUGUCCGCGCUUGCUUCAUUGGCGGUGCCCGUGCUUCGCCAAGUGCUCAAGUCUUCGGAAUAUUUGUGUGGGAAAUCAUUGCAUUUGGUGCAAUAAUCAAGAUUAAUCCCUUUGAAGGUGCUCGAAACACAGCUCUAGCGGUGUACAUGCUCGGCAUCAGCAAGGUGGCUACUGCCGGAUUUUCAAUUGCCUUCCUCCCGACCCUUAACGUCGCUCGAAUUCUGGCUACAGUCUUCGGCAUCAUAAUUAUUGUCAUUCAAGGUUUCCUCGUGAUCGGCGUCCUUAUCCUGAUUGCCCUUGGUGCUAUUUCCAGUUACAUGUCGCUCACCCGCAACCGAGAAGAAUUUAAACCGCACAGGCUAGAGAAUAUUCGCUUGAAGUACUUUGGACAUAUAGCUCAGAAAGCUACUGACCUCCCACCGCCGCCGGCGCCUCCAGCCCCCGAAGAACCAGAACAGCCGAAGGGGCCGUACUUCAAUGUCAAUUCUGUCCGCCGGGCUCCUAAGAUUGAGGACGAAGACGACGACUUAGUUCCAGGCAUGGAACGCCCGCAUGAUCCAAGAGACUCUCAGUUCUCGCUUCCCCCCCGCGUUAGAGCCAACAGUGUGGCGAACAGUAUGCGCAGCGUCCACUCAGGGUUUGGAAAUGUACCUUAUGGAGCUCGUGUCCACAGGGCCAGUUGGAGUUCAAAGGAAUUCCAAAGCUGGCAACAAGACGAGCUUAAUAGGGCAGAUUCGCCGCUCGGCGUAGGAUCAAGGCACACAAGUGGACACAACACUACAAAUAACUCGAUAUCUAUAGCGCCUCUAGUCCGGUCGUCCCCUUCGCAUAGCAAUUUGCGGCCCACCACGCCGACAGAAGAGCAACUAAAACAGACCGCGGAUCAACGAUUACCUCGAGCCAAAUAG
This is a messenger RNA of Venustampulla echinocandica, 2691 nucleotides long. RefSeq lists its product as uncharacterized. The record is from RefSeq and is a predicted model, not a curated record. Gene Ontology annotation, biological process: transmembrane transport; fungal-type cell wall biogenesis. The transcript has 4 exons. Lineage: Eukaryota; Fungi; Ascomycota; Leotiomycetes; Helotiales; Pleuroascaceae. The coding region runs from base 1 to 2691 and encodes 896 amino acids.